GAAUCCGAUAAGGGCAAGUGAAAUUUCCCAAGCCUACUGCUGACUGACCAUUUCUUCCAAGAAGCAAAACCAAAAGUGCCUGAAAAUCAAAUCAAGAAAGAAGAAAGAAAUGCCUUUGAGUGCAACAAUGGUUGGAGCCCUAUUGGGAUUAGGCACCCAAAUGUACUCUAAUGCGCUUCGCAAACUCCCUUACAUGCGCCAUCCGUGGGAACAUUUAUUGGGUAUGGGAAUUGGUGUUGUGGCUGCUAAUCAGAUGGUGAAAUGGGAAGCUAAGAGUAAUGAAGAUCUUGAUAAAUUGCUUGAGAAAGCUAAACUUGCUAAUGAGCGUCGUUACUUUGAUGAUGAUGAAGAUUAAAAUUAUGGGUGGUCUCCAGAGAAUAUGUUGUUUGCUUAAGCAAUUUUUUAUCCUCUUUAUAAGGUUUGCAGUACUUUGAUCUUUGUAUCGGCGAAGAACACUUUGCAAUAAUCAUAUUUGAAUGUCUUGCAAAAUGUGUUCCCUAAUAAUGAGAUCAUCCAUAGUCUCCUAUGACUGUUUGGAUCAUUAUAUGUUACAAACCUCAAAUUUCUUUUAACUUAAAAAAAACAAACUCUCUUUUGCUUUUCUGA
Lycium barbarum (goji berry) is the source of this 606-nucleotide messenger RNA. RefSeq lists its product as uncharacterized. NCBI's taxonomy places the organism in Eukaryota, Viridiplantae, Streptophyta, Magnoliopsida, Solanales, Solanaceae. Bases 110 to 355 code for a protein of 81 amino acids. The record is from RefSeq and is a predicted model, not a curated record. The transcript is spliced from 3 exons.